UAGCUAUUUAAAGUUCAGUCUCCGCGCGCCACUGAAACCUUUCCUUACUGCCAAUAAGGACGCACCAGGACGCACAGUACCGGGCAACGCUCCGAGGACACACACACUGAACCACAUUUUAAUGAGGGACGGAAGCGCAGAUGAAGGGAGAAUAAUCGUGUUGUAGCUGGGAAGUUAAUCAAAGAACAUCCACUACCUACUAACUGCCUGUCGUCGAGGGUGUUGCACCAGACAUCAAUCAUGGGUGUGAAGAUGCUGCAGUGUUUUCCUUUCUACAGACGCUGUAAAGAGCGUUGCAAGAGGCAAUGCCCCCCUGCCACAGUUCCCAUAGAGGAGAUGAAGCCCCGUCUGUCCUCCACCACAUCCUGGGGUAGUGACAGUGAGGGAGCAGGAAGCCUCAGUCGAGGCUCCCAAAUCUACUUCUCCACCAAGGCCCGGCUGUCUUUCAGACACCAGCUGGACAGCAACAUCAACGCAGUGGACGCCACCUACUAAGGGAUGACAGGGUGCUGCAGAGGAGAUAAAUGGACUCCAGUAUUAAAGUUUUCCAUUGCCCACUCAUGCUUGGAGCCUGUGGCGCAGAGCUGGCAGCCUGAUAGCUGAGCAAAUGCAUCUGUCGUCACCUUUAGACGUGAUCAACAGUAGUUGUGAACAGGCCACAAUUUGCAUUGUAACCCCUCUGUGCUCGCCGCCAACAAAGAAUGCUUGAUGAUGAAUCAGAGUCAACAAGGGACACAGACUGAAAUAGACUUGGUUUCCAGUGUCAGUGCAUUAUGGUUUCGGGAGUCUAAACCGAGUGGAUCCAGUACGCAAAUGGAUAUAAUAUUGAUGAAAGCGAAGACAACAUAGAAACGUGUUUACAGUGUUCACUACCAACAAGUGCAUUAUUUUUUCGUUUCUCUCUUUUGUUUGGUUGGUGGGUGGGACUUUUUUUUUUUUUUUUUUUUUAACUGAUUCUCUGUUUUUCAAUUACUUUCCUGACCUUUGUGGACUUUUUUCAUUUGGAGAUGAUAUCGUCAUCGUUUCGAUGAGCAGGAUGAGGCAGUUAAAGUUCUGAUUAAAUCUUCUCAUUAGCAGUCAUCAUCAUGAGUGAAUUAUAAAUCCAUCGUUGACAUUUUGUCUGGGUUAACUAUCUAAUCCUGCUCUGUGACACAAAACCCUUCACAGCAACAGUGAAAUACUACAAAACAGAAAGGAAAAAAGGCAUUAACUCUAAUUCUAGCACAAACUUAUUAGGGUCAGGUUGUAUGAUAUUUGCAGGUAUGAAAAUGUUCAGCUGCUGCCUCUAGUUAGUUCCUCUUUGAAAAAGCAUCUGGUAAACCGAGCUGCACAGCAGUUACAUUUCCAUUAGGUAUUUUGUGAGUUAUAACAUUCUGACUAAUUCCUUUUUGUUUAUAUUUUUUAUAAUUAAAAACACUCCUGGUUGCAUUUGAUAUUAAAAUGUAUUGACUUUUUAACAGUACAGAUUUUUUUAGGAUGAACAGGGUUCUGUAUUUGCCUACAAAGAACAGAUAUGAAUGUAAGCGCUGAUCCCAAACGACUGUGAAAAACCUGCUGAAAUAUGAAACUACCAUUUUUUGUCCUUUGAUGCAAAACCAGUUAUCAGCUAUUCAAAUCCACAGAACGUCAAAAGAAAAGUUUCUUUAUUCUUUACUAACAAAAUAAUAACAAUGUACAUUUAAAAAAAUGUCUCCUGUGUUUUUAUUGGUGGUGAAUGUGAAGUGUGUGUGUUGCAGCAUUAAAUAUGAGGAUCACAUA
Molecule: messenger RNA, 1758 nt
Organism: Seriola aureovittata
Lineage: Eukaryota; Metazoa; Chordata; Actinopteri; Carangiformes; Carangidae
Exons: 3
Coding region: 241-495 (84 amino acids)
Source: RefSeq, a predicted model, not a curated record